This is a messenger RNA of Nothobranchius furzeri (turquoise killifish), 1167 nucleotides long. It is a transcript of the gene gemin7, whose product is annotated as gem (nuclear organelle) associated protein 7. Gene Ontology annotation, cellular component: SMN-Sm protein complex. Gene Ontology annotation, biological process: spliceosomal snRNP assembly. NCBI's taxonomy places the organism in Eukaryota, Metazoa, Chordata, Actinopteri, Cyprinodontiformes, Nothobranchiidae. The record is from RefSeq and is a predicted model, not a curated record.
UUAGCCGCUAGAUGGCAGCAAAGAGUCGCUAAUUAUAAAAUCAACGAAGAAGUCGUGCGUCUCAUGCUAAUGCUAAUGCUACGAACAGGAGUUACCCGCUAGUGUUGGCAGAAAGUCGCCAUGGCAACACCAGUGUCUGUCCUUCGUCUGCCUAAAGGACCUGAUCCCAACAGCCGAGGAUUUGACCCCAAUUCACCCCGUUUCGUUGCUCUUUGCCGCACAUCUAUUUCAACAUCUGCUGCAGAGGCAGAUGCAAAGGAGCUGCAGAGAGAGCAGCGUGCACGCUCUGCUCUCAGAGAGCGCUUCCUGCGUUGUCUGCUCACCAUGACGAACAAGAAGGUUCAGUUUCACAUGCAUGAGAAGGUGGAUGUUGAGGCCACGUUUGGGGCGUCGGACAUCGAUGUGCUGAACUUUCAGGUGUCAGACCUGCACACUCCAAUUGGGGUGCAGAAAGAGGCUUUGAUCAGGUGUCAGGAUGUGAUUUCAUUUACUUUUGAUAUGUGAUUGUUUGCUUUUGUAUUGGUUCUUUCAAAAAGCUUUGAGGUUCAGAUUUUAGCAUUUUUGGCUGAAUCGAAAGAUCCACCUGUGUUACGUUUUCAUCUCAUUUACUUUUGUUUAAAGAGAAACCUGAAACUUUCACUGGGCUCUCUUUUUCCUGAAGGUUGAUGAUGUUAUGUCUGAGUCAUGUGAUUGUUCUAAAACCCUUCAAGCAGAGUAUCGGUCCCUCCCAACAACCGUCCUUUUUUGUAUCAAAAAUACUGAGAAGGAAGGAAGCAUCCUUGUACAUUGUCAACACUGGGACACAGUAAGCUUGUUUCUGAAUUGGUCCUAAAACCUGUGUGUGUGUGUGUGUGUGUGUGUGUGUGUGUGUGUGUGUGUGUGUGUGUGUGUGUGUGUGUGUGUGUGUGUGUGUUUCCGUGACUGAACCAAAUGAAAAACUAUUACUUAGUUUUUUCUGUUUUUGUAUUUGCUUUGUAUCCUGUACAAAUGGUCUGAAUAGUGGAAGAAAUUAAAAUACUUCAUUUUUUCUUAGACACAUUGCACUUGUUUUCUAAAAUAUUUCAUUACUGUUUAAUAAAUGUGAUGGAUAAUCAUCAUAAUCCAGCUGUUCAUUUUACUUUCCUUUGUCCCCAAAUUUGUUAAAAUAAAAUAAACACUUUUACGUUC